UUCAAUAUCAAAGUUAUUACAGCAUCUGAAUAUACUAGAAAACCAUGGCUCUCAAGGGCAACUUGGAGACUGUCCUGCAACUCAAGUCAAGUCCUGAGAAAUUCUUGAGUGUAUGGAAGGGCCAAGCCCACCAAGUUCCCAACCAUACUCCUACCAAUAUUCAAGGAGUUGAUGUCCAUGAGGGUGACUGGGUGACUUCUGGUUCCAUCAAGGUCUGGAAGUACACUGUAGAGCGAAAAUCUGAGGUCUUCAAAGAGAAGGUCAUAGUCGAUGAUGAGAAGAAGACGGUGACUCUUAUUGGUCUGGAAGGUGAUGUGUUCAAGAUUUACAAGGUGUAUAAUGUUAUUUGGCAACUCACACCCAAAGGCCAAGGGAGCUUGGCAACAAUUAUUCUUGAAUAUGAGAAGCUGAAUGAGAAUGUUCCUGCUCCUGAUAUAUACUUGGAUUUUGUGAUUAGGAUCACUAAAGAUAUUGAUGAAGGAAUCUCCAACGCAUAAAUGGAAGGAUACAGAGACAGGUUAAUAUCCUUUCAAAUUAAAUAAAUUUGGCUUCUGUCUUGUCUUAUAUAUGUAUACGUACAUAAAAGCUUAAGAAUGACCUGAGAUGAGGUUAUUGUGUGAGAGUUGUUAGUGUUUUCUAUAUUGUUUAUGGUUGUGUGGUCUA
Molecule: messenger RNA, 663 nt
Organism: Hevea brasiliensis (rubber tree)
Lineage: Eukaryota; Viridiplantae; Streptophyta; Magnoliopsida; Malpighiales; Euphorbiaceae
Product: MLP-like protein 28
Exons: 2
Coding region: 45-497 (150 amino acids)
Biological process (GO): defense response
Source: RefSeq, a predicted model, not a curated record